This is a messenger RNA of Merops nubicus (carmine bee-eater), 673 nucleotides long. RefSeq names its product WD repeat, sterile alpha motif and U-box domain containing 1 (gene WDSUB1). Gene Ontology annotation, molecular function: protein binding. NCBI's taxonomy places the organism in Eukaryota, Metazoa, Chordata, Aves, Coraciiformes, Meropidae. The transcript has 3 exons. The annotation marks the transcript as partial. The record is from RefSeq and is a predicted model, not a curated record.
AUGGCAACGCUGAUUCACACUGUAGCAGCCCAUCGUGAUGAUGUCAGCUGCUGUGCCUUCUCCUCAGCGUGCCUGGCCACUUGUUCCUUGGACAAAACAAUUCGCGUUUAUUCUUUAAGCGACUUCGCCGAGCUCCCGUACUCGCCUCUGGAAGGUCACACGUACGCUGUCCACUGCUGCUGCUUCUCUCCCUCGGGAUGCCUUUUAGCCUCCUGUUCCACAGAUGGCACCACCGUGGUGUGGGACACGGGCGACGGGGGGAUGCUGGCGGUGCUGGAGCAGCCCAGCAGCAGUCCUGUCAGAGUCUGCCGGUUUUCGCCCCUCUCCACAUACCUGGUGUCGGGGGCAGCGGACGGGAGCGUUGUGCUUUGGAACAUGCAGUCCUUGAAACUGUACAGAUCUGGGAAUGUUAAAGAUGGUUCUUUGGUGGCCUGUGCAUUUUCUCCUAAUGGAAAUUUCUUUGUCACUGGAUCAUCAUGUGGUGAUUUAACCAUUUGGGAUGAUAAGAUGAGAUGCCUUUAUAAUGAAAAAGCACAUGAUCUUGGUGUUACCUGCUGUGAUAUUUCCUCACAGCCAAUUUCUGAUGGCGAACAUGGGUUCAGAUACUUCCAGAUGGCUUCUUGUGGUCAAGAUAAUCAGGUCAAACUCUGGCUUUUGUUUGCAGAUUUCUUAG